AUGCGCGCGCGGUUCGAGGAAAAAAUCACCCAUCGAACGGUGGCGGCGCUGCGCGCGCGCGGGCACGCCGUGAUCGAUGAUUUCUUGCUCGACGUCGACGCGAAUGCGUUUCGCGACGAGCUCGAACGGUUGUCGAUGUCACGGGACGAGGCGAACGGGCGUCGAUACGUGCGAUCGAAUCGGACGCAGUUCGGUGAUCGAGGGAGGCAUUCGAAGCCGAACGUGUACGAGUGCGACAUGCACGACGAGGAGACGGUGGGGGAGACGCGCGGGUCGGAGGCGUACGCGACGACGUGGCGGUUCUUCGACGCGACGGCGAGCGGGAUGGCGAACGCGUUCGUGCGCGUGGCGCCAGAGAUGCGAUUACGAACGGGAAACUUGUCGAGGACGGUGAAGUUGCAGGUGAACGAGGGGGGCGGGGCGUGCUUUCCGUGGCACUUUGAUAAUCCGUCGGCGCCGUCGAACCGGGCGCUGACGUGCAUACUGUAUUUGAACCCCGAGUGGAAGCGAGGUGACGGCGGGGAGAUUCGGUUUCAACCGUUUUGUGGCGUCGCGACGACGGUGGCGCCGAGACACAAUAGAUUGGUGAUAUUUUGGAGCGAUCGAACGCUUCAUCGAGUGAUGCCGUUUCACGGAACGCGCCGGUACGCGGUGACGGUGUGGCUCGACGGCGAUUUCGUCGACGAACGAACGGGCGUAUCGACGAACGUGUGCGAGCUCAAUCUCUCGACUCGAGAGGCGUUGGAUGACAUCGCAGCGACGGCGAAAAAAUUGGCCGCUAGCAACAUCCAGCGCGCGCUUUCGCGCGCCGUGUAUGCGGAUGAAUACGAGGCGUCGCUCGUGGAGUGCAUGGGGAACGCGCCGGGGGCGAUGGAGAUGCUCGAAUCGCACUACGAGCACUGCAGAGAGGUGAAGAAAAACAAAGCUUUAAAGGCUCUCGUGGAUGCACUGCGCGAAUAUCGUCGUGAGGUCGAGGCGAACGGUCUCGAGGUGAACGUUCCGUAA
Ostreococcus tauri is the source of this 1005-nucleotide messenger RNA. RefSeq names its product Oxoglutarate/iron-dependent dioxygenase. Bases 1 to 1005 code for a protein of 334 amino acids. The record is from RefSeq and is a predicted model, not a curated record. Gene Ontology annotation, biological process: cellular response to hypoxia. NCBI's taxonomy places the organism in Eukaryota, Viridiplantae, Chlorophyta, Mamiellophyceae, Mamiellales, Bathycoccaceae. The transcript has a single exon. Gene Ontology annotation, molecular function: ferrous iron binding; L-ascorbic acid binding; peptidyl-proline dioxygenase activity.